AGAAUAUUUUGCAGAUAAACAAUGGAAACAUGCUCUAAUGUUAUUCGAAGACCUUGGCCUUAAUAGGCUAAUUUACAGCAAGCUCCAACUCCCAACUGCAUCUGUUAGUCUUCACAAUGGGAGCAACAUAAUCUACAAGGGGAGUUUUAUUAAGCAACUCAACCAUGGCCAUGGCAAGAAAAAGUUCAACUUCUACCAGUCGACAUUUGAUCUUAUGCAGCAAUGUGCCAAACAAUCAAGGCUGUCUCAAUCAAGUUUUCAAUACAGUUUGAUCACAAAUGGCACUGUUGACAGUUAUCUGCUGCCAUAUUGCAGAUUUAUUUCCAUUUCUGAGAAUGAUGGAAAAUAUACAUUUAGAGUGUUUCAUCAGCAUGUUGAACUGAGUGACAUUCUACACAGUGAUUCUGAAACAUUCAAUUAUAUUUUUCAUCAAGCUAAAGCAGAUUUCUAUCGCUUUCUGAAAUAUUGCGUUAACAUUGAAAACAGAAUUACUUGGGUGUAUUCAACAUAUGGCUUAUUGUUUGCAGGCUUGCUAAAGCGCCUGAAUUUGUCAUGCAAUGUGCUCAAUUUUGAGAAGUUGUUGCGACUUUUAGAUGUUCCAAACAGUCCUUUUGUGAGAGCCAACAGUGUGCCUAUUAUUGAAAAUGCCAAUUACUUUGCUCAAAAAUUUUCCACAGCUGAUGAAAUUCAUUAUACCUUCGUGAAAACUAUUGAUGACCAAACAUUCUGCAGACCACUACAUACUUUCCAAGUCUCAGUUUCAGUUAAUAACAAAAAACUUUCUGUUGAAGUAUGUCAUCAAGCAAUACUCUCGAUUUCAGAGCAUGAAAUAUGUAUCACAUCCUCAGAGAAAGGACAAGUUGUUGUAGCAGCUGAUUAUGACCAAAUGACAAGACUCAAACUAUGCAAAUCUAAACAAAAGUGGUUUCAGCUACAUUUGGCAGACUCAUCUGUUAUAGACAUAACCAUAUUGUCCGACAGCAGCAAAGAUCUUGAAUCAUGUAUAGCUUUAAUUGACAUGUAUUUCAGAGGAAAAGUCAAAUCCAUAAUGCUAAUUGAGCCAGUAUCAAACAACCAUUUUGAUUCAUAUGCUAUGACAUAUAAUGAACUGAACCAGUCCCAAACAUCCACAAAUAUCUAUAAUGUUAUCGAAAAAAGUGGGCUUCCCUUGAAGUUUGUUAGUGUCAAACAGUCUCGUCAGAUUCUGAGAGAUCUUGGGUUCCAAGUUGGUUGGUAUGUUCUCUUUAAGCCCCCAUAUCUACCCCAUAUCUACCUACUUUGCAUCGUUUUGAACUCUGAGACUAACGGGGACAAGAAGACUCAUCCUAUUAAAGUAGUUAACAAGGAUGGUUAUUUCAUGGUUGAUGAAACUUCUAAGAAAAAGAAAAGCACCCUUGGUCCAACAGAGCUGCCUUGCAAAUAUCGUUCCCUUGAAGCACUCUUAAACAGCAUCAAAAUCCGUGUCCGCAACAAGGACCUUGUCAUUCGCCCAACUCAGAUAGUCACUGAAGAAAUGAUCACAGACAUACGCAAAACCAAAAUGUUCUUCUCAGAUGCAGACCAUGAUUUUCAUAAACAAUCAAACAUCUUAUCAUUAUUUUGCCUCAAUUUAAUUCCUAAUUCAUCUUGUACUAAAUCUCUCUGCACAUCAUUUACUGGUCAUUGGGUCAGUCCACAAGGACAGAAGAAAGCCAUUCGAGCUUUUCUGUACAACAAGAAGUAUAUGGAGAAGGAUUCGUUGACCAUUGUUGCAAGAAUUGCUGAAAUAUCCCGACCGGAAUUUGUCCAUGAAAAUAUCUUGAAGUGUUUUGGAUAUGCUGAUGACGGAUUAAACACCAUAUACUAUGUUCAUGAACAAUUUGGACUUGAAUUCUCCGACACAUUUGUUCAAGAUUACACUGUUGAUCAGCUGUAUGAUUUUGGGAGACAGAUUAAGAACGGUUUGCAGUUUCUUCACGAUCGGGAUAUAGUCCACGGCUUUCCUGCUCUUCAAAACGUCUACAUCAACGAGUCUCGGAAGCAAGUUAAACUGGGAAAGAUAGGAAUCCUAUCAGCCAUAAUGCAUGCUUCAGAAACCCACAGAUCUGACGAGGGUUCCUCAAGUCACGGGAGUUCAUUCUUAAAAGCGGCCAAGUGUCCGGAAGUGAACGAGUUGUUAAGUAGCUGGUUCUCACAGAAAAGGGUCAGGAUGCUACACGAGUAUCCCGAGGAGAAACUCCAGGAAACAUGGGACAGGUACGUGUUUGGGUGUACUCUGUGGCAGCUGUACAACAAGGGAGCUGUACCUCUCCCCGACAAAUCAGAUCAGGAUAUCCUCGAGAAACUUGAGGGCAAGGAUUUCUCUUGGUUUACAGGUGGGGGCUACUUCAGACUGCCCAACACAGACACAGAGUUCCUCAAUAAACUACAGAAGAUUAUUUGUGUCUGUGUUACGUGGGGCAACAAGGAUAACUUGGAGAAGUACGAGUUCAGGAAGAUAGCGGCAGCUUACGAAGAGUUGGCAGACGUUGUCAACAUUGAGGAACCGACCUCCUCAGAUUUCAUACUCAAGGCUGGCAAUGGAAAGCUUGAUUUCGAUGUAAACGUGACAGAACCGUCCAACUGUAAAUACACCCUAGUUGAGGAGGACGACAACAAGAGGGUAGUGUUAUUAAGCAGUAAGAAGAGUAACCUACCCCGCAUUCCCUCUAACAUGGGGGGCCAGCUUAACCAAGUUAAAGACAUGCUCCUAGAGAAGGACAAACUGCUCCAACUCUCUGAUCUCCAGCGACCGGACGAAGGGAACUUCAUGGUACCACCUCCAGGUACUCCUAAAAUAGAAGCUCUGUGCUCCAGAUUCUCUCUCAACAAGAACGUGUGGGUCAAAUCUUACUCCAAAUGUAAAGACGUUCCUGAACAGGAUUUUAUAGAGGAGGUGAAACAUCUGCUGAAGUUCGAACACCCGAACAUAGUACCUCUGAAGGGAUGUGUGUUACUUGAGGAUAUUCUACUGUUGAUAACUCCUUGCUACAGAUACAAAUCUCUCAGUAACUUCUUGGAUAACAACAGUCACAAUAUCACGGAGAAACAACGUGAGAGUUACGCGGUACAGAUCUGUGCGGGAAUGAAGUACCUGUCACUGAACAAGUGUGUGCAUAGGAACCUACGACUGGAGCACGUGUACAUGACCAACUAUAACGACGUGGUGAUCACUAACUUUGGGCUGGCACGUGUCACUGAAGCGCUGUAUUACCAGCAGAGGAGGAUCAUGGCUAGUGAUACCUUUGUUAUCUACCCUCCUGAGGUAAUUGCUGUAUUGAGUGGGGGAGGCAAAGUAAAGUUCAACUCAGCGUGUGACGUGUGGAGUUACGGUGUGUUACUCUGGGAACUGUACAGCGGUAACAUCGCCUACCACAAUGUAGUGUCUGAUCUCCAUGGCAACUCAGACAUCAACCUACUCGACCAGUACUUCAGGGAAGGGAACUGUCUUGAGCCGGAUCCCUCAUGGCCUGCCAACAUACUGGCUGUUAUUGAGAAAUGCCUCACCGAUGAACAAAGACGAAUCAAUUUCUUCGGAAUAGAGGACGUUCUUACAGGAUCAUGAACUUAAUAACUGCAAUUCAGUUACCAAUUUGAGUGUGGCAAUUUUGACUUAAAAAUAUUUGUGUGUUGCAAUUGACGAAUAAUCAGGAUGAUGAUCAGUAGAUUAUUACAUGUCCCACCUCGGUAACCGUCAUCUUGACAAAGAUUAAAUACCUCUCCGCUCUGGUAAAUGACUCCGGUAAAUGAGUCUGCACUUGUGUGGUUAUCAGUCUGGCACUGCACUGAGUUGUUUUGUAGCUAUCUCGCUCUGGGCAAGUUCUCUGGAAUUAGAAAUAAUGAUUGCGAAAUGUUAAAGGACAGAACUGUGUUCUCAGCUGUAUAAAUGACCAUGUUGCUGUUUCACUGUUUGGGAGAGCUGUAGUUAUUCUGUGGAACACUGCCAGGUAAUGGUUACAUAAUGUUUAGAUUGUAGAAUGUGGAGAGUGAGAUCUUGAUGAAUUUUACCUUUUAUUUUCUAUAUAAAGCAGUGCUCUUUAUAAUUUUAAUGCAUUUUUAAAAUCUUUUUUACUAGCCAUUUGAAAACGUUUGAAAUUCAGAAGGAAGGAGCCUUAUAUUGUGAUGGAGUGUUUAUAGUCUCACUCUAAGGUGUGUUUAAUAACACCAAUAGUUCAGUAGGUAAAGUGAGAUGUUAUAUAACAGGUCCUGCUCCAUUUCAAUGUUUCCGAGAAACCUGAACCAAUUACGACGAAUCUGCAGAGUGUGACUUAUUCUCAUGUGUGCUGUUAUCGACGUUUUAAUUUCUUAAUAUAAUCUGAAA
Messenger RNA from Bolinopsis microptera, 4339 nucleotides. RefSeq lists its product as uncharacterized. Gene Ontology annotation, biological process: protein phosphorylation. Bases 38 to 3583 code for a protein of 1181 amino acids. Lineage: Eukaryota; Metazoa; Ctenophora; Tentaculata; Lobata; Bolinopsidae. The transcript has 11 exons. Gene Ontology annotation, molecular function: protein tyrosine kinase activity; ATP binding. The record is from RefSeq and is a predicted model, not a curated record.